This is a messenger RNA of Melozone crissalis (California towhee), 1832 nucleotides long. Its product is annotated as transcription activator BRG1-like. Gene Ontology annotation, cellular component: RSC-type complex. The transcript has 11 exons. Gene Ontology annotation, molecular function: histone binding. Lineage: Eukaryota; Metazoa; Chordata; Aves; Passeriformes; Passerellidae. Gene Ontology annotation, biological process: chromatin remodeling. Bases 1 to 1275 code for a protein of 424 amino acids. The record is from RefSeq and is a predicted model, not a curated record.
AUGUUCGACCAGAAAUCCUCCAGCCACGAGCGCAGGGCCUUCCUGCAGGCCAUCCUCGAGCACGAGGAGCAGGACGAGGAGUCAAAUAAGGAGAAUUGCCACGAGCGCAGGGCCUUCCUGCAGGCCAUCCUCGAGCACGAGGAGCAGGACGAGAGCAGACACUGCAGUGGCUCCCUGGGCCCUGAGGCCGAGGAAACUCCUCUGAAGGAGGAAGAUGAGGUGCCCGACGACGAAACCGUGAACCAGAUGAUCGCCCGGCACGAGGAGGAGUUCGACCUCUUCAUGCGCAUGGACCUGGACCGGCGGCGGGAGGAGGCGCGGAACCCCAAGCGGAAGCCGCGGCUGAUGGAGGAGGACGAGCUCCCGUCGUGGAUCCUCAAGGACGACGCCGAGGUCGAGCGCCUGACCUGCGAGGAGGAGGAGGAGAAGAUGUUCGGCCGCGGCUCCCGGCACCGCAAGGAGGUCGACUACAGCGACUCGCUGACCGAGAAGCAGUGGCUCAAGGCCAUCGAGGAGGGCACCCUGGAGGAGAUCGAGGAGGAGGUCCGCCAGAAGAAGUCCUCUCGCAAGCGCAAGCGGGAGCCCGAGGGACCCCCGGGACCCCCGGCGGGCGCCCGGAGCCGCGACAAGGACGAGGAGAUUCGGAAGCAGAAGAAGCGCGGCCGACCCCCGGCCGAGAAGUUGUCCCCGAACCCACCGCCCCUGACCCGCAAGAUGCGCAAGAUCGUGGACGCCGUCAUCAAGUACAAGGACAGCAGCAGCGGGCGCCAGCUCAGCGAGGUUUUCAUCCAGCUGCCGUCCCGCAAGGAGCUCCCCGAGUACUACGAGCUCAUCCGCAAGCCCGUGGACUUCAAGAAGAUCAAGGAACGGAUCCGGAACCACAAAUACCGGAGCCUCAACGACCUGGAGAAGGACGUGAUGCUGCUGUGCCAGAACGCCCAGACCUUCAACCUGGAGGGGUCUCUGAUCUACGAGGACUCGAUCGUGCUGCAGUCGGUGUUCACCAGCGUGCGGCAGAAGGUGGAGAAGGAGGAGGAGAGCGACGGCGAGGACAGCGAGGAGGAGGAGGAGGCCGAGGAGGAAGGCUCCGAGUCCGAGGCGCGCUCGGUGAAGGUGAAGAUCCGCCUGGGCCGCAAGGAGAAGGUUCCGGAACGCGGCAAGGGCGGCCGGCGCCGGGGGGGGCGCGGGGGGCGCCCCAAACCCCUCCUGAGCGACGACGAGAGCGACGACGAGCAGGAGGAGGAUCGCUCCGGCAGCGGCACCGAGGACGACUGAACCCCGAACAUUCCACGGCUCCGGAACUCUGAGAAACCCCCCAAAAAAAACCCAAAAAAAAACCCCAAAAAAACCCAAAUUCCCCUCCCCCCGUAGCUCCGACGGCAGCGACGCCGCAAUUCCCAAAAAUCCUGAAAAUCCCAAAAAAAACCCCCAAAAACCUCAAAAAAAUCCCCAAAAAAACCCGAAAAAACCCCAAAAUCCGCGCCCGUAUUUAUACCCGGGUCAGCCCAGGUGGGCCUGGAUUGGCCUGGGUUGGUCCAGGUGGUCCCAGGUCCAGAUUGGCCCAAAUUUGGGUGGUCCUGGAUGCUCCUAAAUCCCCUUGGACCAACCUAAAUCCAUCCUGGAUGCUCCUAAAUCCCCUUGGACCAUCCUAAAUCCAUCCUGAGUGAUCCUAAAUCCUCUUGGAUGAUCCUAAAUCCAUCCUGGAUUAUCUCAGGUGGGCCUGGGUUGGUCCAGAUGGUCCCAGGUGGUCCCAGGUCCAGAUUGGCCCAAAUUUGGGUGGUCCUGGAUGCUCCUAAAUCCCCUUGGACCAUCCUAAAUCCCCUUGGACCAUC